UGUUUUAUUACAGCUCCAUUCACUACUCCCGGAGUGAUAAAUGUCAGACAUAUUGGACAACUUGUGCAGAACAAAUUUCCAGAAACUUGGAUUUGGGAAGAACAUAGUGUUGGACCAUCUGGGGAGUUACAGAUUAUUAAACAGCUGCCUGAUUCCAUAACCUCGUGGACAAUUUCUGCUUUUUCGACAAAUGCAAUAUCAGGCUUAGGAAUAGCAGAAGGACUUCCAAAGGUGACAGUUCAAAACGAGUUUUUUCUCACAAUGGAUCUUCCUGAUAUCAUCGUAAAGGGCGAAGAGGUCGUGAUACAAGUAUCUAUAUUUCAUUACCUGCCGACAAGACAACAGGUGUUUAUGUCGAUUCAACACUCAGAUGACCCUCAGCAGCCAACACUAGCAACAAUAGAAGUCCAGCCAGGAGGCCAUUCUAUAUUUGUAAAACUUACUCCACAAAAUAUUGGUGAUAUCACAAUUACUGCAAUGGCAAGGGCUGGUGACCUUUUAACAACAGUCGCCAUGGAUACUUUGCAAAGGACAAUAACCGUUAAGCCAAAUGGCUUAAAGAAAAACUGCAACAAACAACAUCUGAUUCAUCUGCACCCAGCCUUACCUACUGCAUCAAAGACUGUUUCACUUGCAACACCUUUAAAUAUCGUGCAAGGCAGUGAUGCACUUGUGACAGUGAAAAUCACAGGCGAUUUCAUGAUUCCGAGCAUAAACGGUCUCCAGAAUCUCUUGAAACAACCGCAUGGUUGUGGUGAACAGAACAUGGUGGAUUUUGCGCCGAAUGUCUACGUUUAUAAGUAUCUGAAAGCCGUUGGUGAAUUGACAUCAACGAUAGAGAAAAACACGCAAAGACAUCUUGAAUUUGGCUAUCAGAAUGAGCUUGCUUACAAACACAGGGAUGGUUCUUUCAGUGCUUUUGGUGAAAGUGACUCUUCAGGCAGCUCAUGGUUAACGGCCUUUGUCCUCAAAUGCUUCGGCCAGGCCCGCGCACUGAUCCUGAUUGACGAUAACGUUCUCAAGAAGGCGAUGGUGUGGUUGUUGUUCCAUCAGUACCACGAUGGGUCAUUCGAUGAACCAGGAAAGCUCAUCCGAUGGUUCGACCAGUCAGGUUCUGGACACGGGAAUGAUCUGAAUUCGUUCAUCUUGAUAUCGCUUCUUGAGAAUAAAGAUUUCCAUCUUGUAGAGGAUUCAAAACUGAGCACGGCAAUCACUCUCGGUGUUCAGAACUUGGAAUAUAAGUUAAUCGAUGUUCAAGACGCUUAUACAAUGGCAAUAAUGUGCUACACACUGGCUUUAGCAGAGAGCUCACUGAAUUAUACAUGUAUGAAUAAACUAAAAGCAGCAGCUGUGAUUGAUGGUGAACAGACAUUCUGGUCAAGUAGAGGUACAGUCGGGAGAUCUGGUCCACUCUUAACGCGUGCCCUAGCCAGGGACAUUGAGGCGACCGGGUAUGCGUUACUUGCCUACAUAGAGAUGAACAUGGUGACUGAGGCGUUCUCUAUAGUCAAAUGGCUGGUCUCGCAAAGGAAUCCAACUGGCGGUUAUCAGUCGACACAGGAUACUGUGGUUGCUCUUCAAGCAUUGUCGAAGUUUUCUGAGUUAUUUGGACUUGAUAAAUAUAAAACAGCAAACUAUGGCGUCAAAAUCCGGGCAGACGGACCUGGUUUUAGUCAUCAGUACGCCGUGACUAAAUUCAACUUUGACAUGAUCCACAGUGUGGAGGUAUAUAAUACGUUGAGUUAUCUCAACAUUUCUGCAACCGGAUACGGUAUAGCAGUAAUCGACGUCUCAAUGACUCACUAUGUGCAAGGCGCGAUCAGUGACAACUUUAUCACUGUGUCCGUCCCAAUAGUGAAGGAGUCCAUAAACAGCAUAACAAUCAACCCAUGUGUUAGAUGGACUGGAAACACGACUAGCAAUAUGUUGCUUGUGGAAAUCGAAAUGCCGACAGGCUUUAUGCACGAUACUGAAGUUCUGAAUGUCCAGGCAACCAUCAGGCGCUAUGAGAGAAACGGGCGAAACCUUGCCUUGUAUUUUGAUUCGUUAGAUUCCAGGGAAUACUUCUGUGUGUCUGUGACGAUGGACCGUUUUCAGCCUACAGCCAAAAGUCAGGCAUGUCACGUGGUCGCAUACGACUAUUACGAACCAACCCACCAGGCCAUAGCAGUCUACGAAUCUGAAAUAUUGAAGAAGGCUACCAUCUGCGAUGUGUGUCCGUUGUGUGAGUGGUGUCAUAUCCAGCAGUUCCAGCCAUCGAUUGUUGGCUAAUCGGUACAUAAAAUAUGAUGCGAUAAAGAAGCCUUGAUUGGAAAUACACAUGUAUCAAUAAACAUUAAGAAUUUAA
Dreissena polymorpha is the source of this 2347-nucleotide messenger RNA. RefSeq names its product CD109 antigen-like. Gene Ontology annotation, cellular component: extracellular region. The record is from RefSeq and is a predicted model, not a curated record. The coding region runs from base 262 to 2271 and encodes 669 amino acids. The transcript is spliced from 22 exons. NCBI's taxonomy places the organism in Eukaryota, Metazoa, Mollusca, Bivalvia, Myida, Dreissenidae.